Messenger RNA from Lottia gigantea (owl limpet), 2381 nucleotides. RefSeq lists its product as hypothetical. The transcript has a single exon. The coding region runs from base 255 to 2324 and encodes 689 amino acids. Gene Ontology annotation, biological process: exocytosis; intracellular protein localization; Golgi to plasma membrane transport. The record is from RefSeq and is a predicted model, not a curated record. Lineage: Eukaryota; Metazoa; Mollusca; Gastropoda; Lottiidae. Gene Ontology annotation, cellular component: exocyst.
UUAGGACUUUAUUUGGAAGUGACAAUUUUUGUUGCAAUAAUUAGCGACUGGAUUAAGAGAUCAAAUUAUGAUUUGUUAAAUUAACAUUGUAUACAAUUGUUAUCAAAUAUCUCGGUGAGCAUUAACAACUAGGCUAGUAGAACUGAUUUGAUAUUUUGUUCUGCACUGCAGAUCUCCAGUCUCAAUCAUCAAAAUAAACAAAUCCACUACAAUUUGUAUAAUUGAACACAUUUUUAUAGAAUACAAAACUGACCAUGGCUGACGGAACAGGAUUAGCAAGGGUUUUAGCCAAACCAGCUUUUGAUGCAGAAUCAUUUGUUGCCAAAAUAGCUGCAUCAGGGGAAGACCAACUGUUAGAUAUGAAGCAUAAGAUGCAAAUGCUAAAUGAUGACACUGCUCAGUCAUUAAAGAAAAAUGUGUACAAGAAUUACUCACAAUUUAUAGAAACUGCCAAAGAAAUUUCUAUUUUGGAAGGAGAGAUGUACCAGCUUAGUCAUAUGUUAUCUGAUCAAAAAAUUCUCAUGUCAUCUAUGAUGGCAAUGUCUUUAGUUAGUGAUAAAGCUGUUGUUGAGGGUCCAAAAGAUGAGGAUGAAGAAAGUGAAGUGAAUCCAGAAGAAGAAACAAGAAAGAACUUGGCAUUUCUGUUAGACAAAGUAGAAGGGUGUUCCAAUGUAGCAGAAGUACCAGGCCGUCAUUUAAUACAUAAUGGAGACCUUGUAGAAUUAGAUACAGAAAAUUUAACACAAGUGCAACGGGUUCAUGCCUUUCUCUUAAAUGAUAGCUUUAUGAUUGCAACAUGGGUUCCUAACAGACGUGGUCCAGUCCGAUAUAGAUUUCAAGGCUUAUAUGAACUAGACAGUUUAGCAGUUGUAAAUGUGAGGGAUGUAGGUUCAGUGAAGAAUGCUUUCAAGAUUUUAAUGUUUCCAGAAACAAGGAUGUAUCAGACUGACAGUACUAAAUCAAAACGUCAAUGGUUAGAUAUACUAGAUGAUACUAAGAAAAAGAAAGCUAACAAAGAUAAACAGAAGAAAGAAGCCAACACAAGACUUGCUGAACAACAGAUUCAAUCUCUAAACAAUUCUACCUCAGAGAAUGAGAAAAAUAAUCCAUUUAGUGAGGAAGUUGAAGAUGAACUAGAGUUUGAAGAUUCUAGCUUUUUAACAGAUGAGUGGCUGGAGCUCCCUGAAGAUUUAGAUAUGUGCAUUGCUCAGAGAGAUUUUGAAGGUGCUGUGGAUCUUGUGUCCAAGGUUAACAACUUUCUGAGAAAUAGACCAAGAACACCUGCUGUCAAGGAAUUUCGAGCCAGGAUUGAUCAUAGAGUUAAACUACUGACAGAUGGUUUAAUGGGUGAAUUACAAGUUUCCCCAGAAAGAUCAUUACGUGGUGGACCAAGAGCUGCUAGACGAGCUGUAACACAACUUAUUAGACUGGGAAAAUCAUCUCAAGCUUGUGAACUGUUUCUAAAAAAUCGAACUGCAUUAAUUAAAUACAAUAUUAGACAGUUAAAAUUUGAAGGCGCUACAACUUUGUAUGUUAGAUGUUUAUGUGGUGUAUUUUUCACUAGUUUGUCAGAGACAGCUAAAGAAUUUUUGAAAGCUUUCCCUGAUCAUAAUGGAUGUUUCUCUGCAUUUGUUGUCUGGUCAAAACAUGAACUUCAAGCUUUCAUUGGGACAUUUUGUCGUCAAGUAUUUGAAAGUAAAUCAAGUUUAACCACCAUUACAGAUUGUGUAUCUUUAGCAAAGCUUCAUUGUCUGGAAUUGAAAAGUAUUGGACUGGAUCUAAGUUUCUCAUUGACAGGUAUGUUAGAAACUCCAUUACGUCAAGUUGUUUUGGAAACUCGAGAUCAGUUAAUAGAGGGUGUUAAAUAUCGUUCAACUGAUGAUCUAUGGAGACCAAUGAAUCAUCUCAAUAAAAGGGAUUGUGAUAAAUUUCUUGCAGAAAUGUUGUCCAGUGGACUGGAAGCCAUCAAGGAAUGUGUUUAUGAUGAAUGUUUUAUAAGUUUAACCAUGAACACCACUCAAUUUUCCAAAAGUGUUCUCAUUUUUGCAGAAGAUCUUUUGAAGUUGUUUACAGUAGAGUGGGAAGAAUUUAUAGCUGAUUGUUUAGCAGCUGUGUUUAAAGCACAAAUAAACCACAUGGAAACUUCUUUGAAAUCAGAUAGAUUUGUAAAUGAUGAGAAAUUUAUUUUAAAGAAUGCAAAGUUUAUUUUAGAGAAUGUUGUGGCAUGUAUUGAGAAACUUUAUCAAGAUUCUGAUAAAACAUUUCCUACUCAAUUACAAAAUAUUAAUGCUGAAUAUAGAAGAUUGAAAACUAUUUCUAAAUAAUUUACUGAAAUAUUUACAAAUUUAUAUCUAUUAAUUAUUAAAUUGAUAAUAUUGCAA